This is a messenger RNA of Aspergillus steynii IBT 23096, 1005 nucleotides long. RefSeq lists its product as uncharacterized. The record is from RefSeq and is a predicted model, not a curated record. Lineage: Eukaryota; Fungi; Ascomycota; Eurotiomycetes; Eurotiales; Aspergillaceae. The transcript has 3 exons. The coding region runs from base 1 to 1005 and encodes 334 amino acids.
AUGGCGACUGAAUAUCUUUAUAGAGUCUGCAUUGAAUACGUCAAGGUCUUCGUGAGAGACCUGCUCUCGUCGGUUGCUACCAUUCACGGGGCAUAUUCAAUCAUUUCAGAGAAAGGUUUGACUGAGAUUGUCUCCUGCACGUUGAAGUGCCUUGAUUUGGAGGUUCUGGUGUACGACCGUCUCUGCGCUGAGCUGGAUGAUCCAAACCCUGAAUCCUGCCUUCGUCAGUGCUCUGAUCCGGAGGAUGAGCAACACCUCACGCAGACCCUAGUCAGCUUAUGCCAGCUUGUCGAUACUUCAAGCCUGAGCCUCGACGAGAACAGGCUCUACCGCAGGGACCUCAUCACUCCGCCAACCGACACACCCACAGGCAAAGGGCAUACGCGAACUCGUGCGCCGCCCAAAAUCACAAGCGCCUCGCCAACCCACAAGAUUACAACUCUCACAGAGCUCACAAACCCGCCCACCACAAGCCCCAGUGCCUCGUCGCAGAAAACUACAAAUGGCCCCCUUCCUACAUCGCUCAUCACAUCGGCCUCUCCCUCGACCCUUACCGAGUCCAGCCCAACCCCAACCUCAUCCUCAGCAUUGCCGCAAGCGACCCAGUCCCCCAAGUCUUCGACAAGUCUCUCUCCAGGCGCCAUAGCAGGAAUAGCCAUUGGCGGUGUCUUGCUCUGCGUAAUCCUCUUGAUCGCGUUACGAUGCUGCGUCAUCCGUCGAAGAAGAGCGCUUCACCAGCAGGGCAACGAGAAUAAAGCGAAGCCACUACCCCUGAUCACUAGUCCUGAAAUCCCGGAGAAGCACGGAAAUUCCAUCAACGAGAUUGAUGGUCGAGUAACCGCGUAUCCACCGGGCCCGAUUCACGACGCUAUCUUUGAACUAGGCGGCGACCCUGUUGUUGAGUCUCGCUCGGAGAUAUCGGACACGCCCAAGUUUUCAGUGAUAGAGACAGAGGGAAAUAAACGCCGGGGGGAAACUAGAUCCGACGAGCCCCGAGGAGUCUGA